UUGUUUUUCUUUUUCUACUAAGCCAUGUUUUUUGGAACUGGCCAUUAUUAAAUAUGUAAGUCAUUCCGGUGACAACAAGGCUGACAGAGGCAUCAGCUAGAUGUGCCCUAGUUCCAAGAAAAAAAUGCGCAGCUUCAAAACACUCAGCCCCAUCACAGGUCAUUUAAUAUUCUACGCAUCAGUAUGAAUUUAUGAAAAAAAUACACAAAUAUAUUCCAUUCAAAAAACGAGGACGCCGGCAGGAACUGCCGGUUGCCAACCUAGAGGGGCCUACGCCAGUCUCAGAGGUGUCCAAUGAUCAGAUGUCCCAUGAGCAGAAGGUGAUUAGCUUUAUGCGGAAACAUGGCGUGAAAGAGGAUGUAGCGCGCUACUAUCUUAGCUCAAACGGCUGGCUGUUGGAUCAGGCCUCGUUAAGGUAUGAAACCGAAAAUGCUGAAGGUGUGGACAGUUCCAAAGAUGUCGACAAUUCCAAAAAUGCCGACAGCAAUGUAAGGAUAGACCCGAAGGGCUUGGAAUCGCUUCAGAGCCUUUUAAGCCAACACGAUGCUCACAAAUCGGAGGAAGAGACUGAAAAUUAUUUUGCGGGUGGUUCGGAGACGUCGGGUCAACAAAUUUUAGGUCCAAAGGCACAAAAACGUGUCCACAUGGACACCUCAACACCGGCCAUUACCUCGACAGACAGUAUGCGCAGCUUACGAACUUGGGGUCAUGGUGAACGUCUGGGCAGUGCUCAUCCCAUCAAUCCUCCCUCAACACGGCCACACUCCAGCCCCGUAGAAGGCCACGAAAGUGAUUCUGACAUGAGUGAUAGCGAGCAUAGAAUUGUCAUAUUGCACCUUUGGGCGGAAGGGUUUUCACUUGACGACGGUUCUCUGCGUCCGUACGAUUUGCCCGAGAACGAGCGUUUUCUGCGUGAAAUACUGCGGGGCCAGUUCCCCGAAGAGAUGAAACAAUAUGGCCACCGUAUCGAUCUUUCUGUACAAGAUCACACCAAUCAGUCCUUCCGCCACUUGUCGCGCAGACAGUUCAUGGGCUCAGGCCGCUUGCUGGGCAGUCCGACGCCAGAGCUUUCUGUUAACAUAUCGACGAUCGAAUUAACUCAGGAGCAGGUUCUACAGGAGCAGGAGCUUCUAGCCGAGCGUACACUCAAUUUUGAUGAAACCGCACCCAUAGUGACUAUACAGGUCCGUCUAGCUGAUGGCAGUCGCAUCUCAGCACGCUUUAACGAAACGCACACCAUUGGCGAACUCUAUCGCUAUGUGCGAAUAUCGAGGCCUCAAUACUCCAGCGUGGAGUUCGUCCUGAUGACAGCAUUUCCACGUGAGACCCUGGAUGAGAGAGAUGAGCGCACAUUGGCUAAAGCGAAUCUUAAAAAAGUGCUGGUCAUACAACAUAUCAACUAGUUGCUUUUACAUCAACAUCAAUAAAUUUAUUAGUCGUUCAUAGAAAUAAACAAAAUUCCACCUGCAAAGAAAUCGAAA
This is a messenger RNA of Scaptodrosophila lebanonensis, 1481 nucleotides long. Its product is annotated as NSFL1 cofactor p47. Bases 192 to 1403 code for a protein of 403 amino acids. The record is from RefSeq and is a predicted model, not a curated record. Gene Ontology annotation, molecular function: ubiquitin binding. Gene Ontology annotation, cellular component: cytosol; nucleus. The transcript has a single exon. NCBI's taxonomy places the organism in Eukaryota, Metazoa, Arthropoda, Insecta, Diptera, Drosophilidae. Gene Ontology annotation, biological process: nuclear membrane reassembly; autophagosome assembly; membrane fusion.